Molecule: messenger RNA, 2113 nt
Organism: Thunnus maccoyii (southern bluefin tuna)
Lineage: Eukaryota; Metazoa; Chordata; Actinopteri; Scombriformes; Scombridae
Gene: ptger3
Product: prostaglandin E receptor 3 (subtype EP3)
Exons: 2
Coding region: 410-1588 (392 amino acids)
Biological process (GO): intestine smooth muscle contraction; adenylate cyclase-activating G protein-coupled receptor signaling pathway; inflammatory response
Cellular component (GO): plasma membrane
Molecular function (GO): prostaglandin E receptor activity
Source: RefSeq, a predicted model, not a curated record
UAUCUCAUCGGAUGAGUCCACCUGUCUGCUGACUUCACCAAAAUAUGAUGAUAAUCUCAGUUUGGCUCCUGUGUGUCCGCUGCGUCAUUUCAGGACCAUGAAAUGUGAGCCACUUAUUUAAAGUGCUUUACCCUAUACCUGUAGAAAUAGAAAGUGAAAAAAAAACAAUCAUCAAUCACAAUCAAUCAUCUGACAACAAAUCUAACCAGAGAUCAGUAUUAUGAUUUAGUGAGUAGGAUAUAUUCAGUUCAGGGUGUUUGUUUCAUCUGGGCGCUUUUCCAAGUAGUCCCGCCUCCAGCGCGGAAAGGACCUGACGCGCCUUUACGCACUGCAUUCAGUUGGAGCACUGAAGGAUGCCGGACACACACAUGGGCUAUGUACGGUACCUAGACUUAUUCUUUCCGAAAGGAUGAUUUGGGACGGUUGUGAUUCUCUUGAGGGCCUGCAAACCACCGCUGGAGCGAUGCUUGGCACCAACGUCUCCAAAUCAUUGCGCGAAUGCAAUGCCACCAAGAAUUCCAGUUUGGGAAAUGUAUCAGUUGGUUUCCCCAUAACCAUGAUGAUCACUGGCAUGGUGGGCAACUCAUUAGCUCUAAUUCUGGUGUGUAUCUCUUACAGAAAGAAGGAGAAUAAAAGGAAAAAGUCUUUCUUACUUUGCAUUGGAUCGCUGGCGUUGACUGACCUGUUUGGACAGCUUUUGACAAGUCCAAUAGUGAUAUCAGUUUACCGAGCUGAUCUGAAAUGGGAGCGUAUCGACUCAUCGGGCAAUUUGUGCGCUUUUUUUGGUGUGUGCAUGACAACUUUUGGCCUGUGCGCCCUCUUCUUGGCCAGUGCCAUGGCAAUUGAAAGGGCUAUGGCGAUAACAAACCCCCACUGGUACUCCAAUCACAUGAAGACAAGUGUGACAAAGCAGACUCUGGCUGCUAUAUGGUGUGUUGUGUUGCUCUUCGCGCUGCUGCCCAUUGCAGGGGUCGGGAAAUACACACGCCAGUGGCCGGGCACCUGGUGCUUUAUCAGCACCGGGGACAGAGAAGUCACGGGCAAUAUGUUUUUCUCCAUCACUUUCGCUGUACUUGGGAUUUUCUCUCUGCUUAUAACAGUUUCCUGCAAUGUGGUGACGAUCCGGGGCUUAAUUAUCCGGUGUAAAACAAAGUCUGGCACAUCUCAGUCUUCAAAGCAGUGGGAACGGCUCACCACGGAGACCGUCAUUCAGCUGUUAGGGAUUAUGUGCGUCCUGCUUAUAUGCUGGUCUCCUCUGCUGGUGCUCAUGCUGCGGAUGAUCUCUACUCAGGUAUCCUCCCAUCAAUGCAAUUCAACAGUAGUGCCCGUUAAUCAAACCGCUGGCCAAGAUGUCCAGUUAGACUGUAAUUUCUUUCUGACGGCCAUCCGCCUGGCCUCUCUCAACCAGAUCCUGGACCCAUGGGUCUAUUUGCUCCUCAGGGAGAUCCUCCUCCGCAAGUUCUGCAUCAUGGCUAAUGCCGUGUCCAACUGCUCCCUAGAGGAACAGAAGGAGACUCAGACGGCGCUGGACGCUCUAAACAAGCUGAAUCAUGAAAACAACAGCCUUCAUAAACCACAGAGUAGCUAAGUCGACCUUUGAAGACAACAGGAAUUCGCCAUUUUGCGAACCUGAAGUCGGGACAGAUUGGAUGGAUGUGAAAAUGGAUACAUCAUUGCCUUGGAUGAAAAAAAAUGGGAAUGUAAUGUCUCUACAUGUCAGGAGGAUAUUGUGAAACAAGGAGACAGAGUUGUUGCUGUUGCAGUGUUAAUGAGAACCAGCCAAGUCUGCUCUGGGUGAUUUUUUUUUGUUGCUUAAAACACAUUCCAUUCAAAGUCACCUAACCAGCAUGUGGACGCAUGACUGCGACACCUUUUGCAUGUGUCUGCACCGUGGCUGCCAGGACCUCCCUCAUUGCUAGUUUUCAGUUUUAAUAACAUCUACCAGACCCAAGAACUGAAUAUGUGUGACUGUAAACUGACUUACAGAAGUGGUGCAUCUCAUGUUUGUCUUUUUUUAGUUUCUAAACCGAGUCAUUGCUUUCAACAACUUGAAGCCAUAAGCCAACUAAAGGAUAAAUGACUUUUUUGUGAAUGUCUUUAAAUUAAAAAAACU